Molecule: messenger RNA, 1383 nt
Organism: Glarea lozoyensis ATCC 20868
Lineage: Eukaryota; Fungi; Ascomycota; Leotiomycetes; Helotiales; Helotiaceae
Product: FAD-binding protein
Exons: 4
Coding region: 1-1383 (460 amino acids)
Molecular function (GO): FAD binding
Source: RefSeq, a predicted model, not a curated record
AUGUCGAUUUCAUCGUUCAUCUCUUUACUCAGACCCAAGCUCUCCCUAGGGGCUGAGAUUUUCUGCGAUCCCGAAGACAUCGGUUUCCAAAAAUGUCUUGAGAGAUGGUCUAAUGUAGACGUCAAGGUACCAACAGCGAUAUUUUGUCCGUCCACCUAUCUUGACGUCGGAAUUAUCAUUGAAGUCGCAAGCGAACAUGAAAUUCCUUUUGUAGCCGUGAGCGGAGGCCACAGCCCUUGGUCAACUAUUAGUAGCCCAGGGUUCAUUCUGGACCUAAGAAUGUUGAACAAGAUCACGGUGGAUAAUGAGAACGAGAUUGUGAAAGUCGCUGGCGCAGUUCUGACGAACGAAUUGGCUGCCACGCUUUCAGAAGCCGGUCGUUGCACCACCGUUGCGAAUGGGAAUACUGUCGGUGUAAUUCCGUAUUGCCUGGGUGGCGGGAUUAGCAUUUUGACAGCAGUGGCUGGAUAUGCCUGUGACCAGAUCACGGAAGCAACAGUAGCUCUGGCAGAUGGCCGCAUCGUCCGAGCCAACGAGAAUCUUGAACCAGAUCUUUUCUGGGCAAUAAAAGGAUCUGGUUGCCAUUUUGGCAUCGUACUAGAGUUAUCACUCAAAACCUUUCCACUGUCGAUCCUGGGAUCUGAUGAUGGAUCUCACUGGGCUGGCACUUUCAUCUACACCUUGGACCGUGCUGAAGAAGUGUGCAAGGUUUUGGAGCCGAUAAUGGCAAAUGAAGAAUACAAUACGGCCGGUUCAAUCGUCCUAGCUGCUCCACCCCCAGCAUUUCAACCCAUGCUAGUUGUAGCACCUCGUUUUAUGGGGGAUCCUGAGAGAGCUCUAAGCCUCUUCCAGCCAUUGUCAGAUCUAGGACCUUCAAUGAUGUCGUCUUCCAACCCGCUGUUCUUCGAAUAUCAACAUGCAAUAGAUUAUGCUUGUGCUAAAGGAGACUUUAAGCACUUCAACCUGGUUGGCAUUUCGGACUUCAAGACUGCAAACUUCCUCCAGGUUGUGGAAGUGUACAAGGAAUUAUUGAGCACUUGCGCGGAUGCUGGACCGUCGAGUUAUUUGAUCCAAUGGCACACAUCAGUAUCAAAGCCAGUAGUAUCGGAAUCGGCAUAUAGCCACCAAGAUAUCUUUAUUUGGUUAAAUACCUUUUCUUGGUACCAUCAAGCAGAAAACCGAGACCUCGUUAUGGACUUUCAGAAUCGAGCUAUCGCGGCUAUAAGAAAAGAUCAGGAAGAAGCCAAUUACGUUGACUAUGCAAGCACCAACCGGGGUGCGCCUGUGGAACGACGUUAUGGUGGCGCUGAUAGGAUCUUAAAAUUGCGACAGCUGAAGCAGAAAUGGGAUCCGAAAGGAGUUUUUACUAGGGAGUUCUUGUGA